Messenger RNA from Ilyonectria robusta, 1276 nucleotides. RefSeq names its product beta-lactamase/transpeptidase-like protein. Lineage: Eukaryota; Fungi; Ascomycota; Sordariomycetes; Hypocreales; Nectriaceae. Bases 1 to 1224 code for a protein of 407 amino acids. The record is from RefSeq and is a predicted model, not a curated record. The transcript is spliced from 6 exons.
AUGUCUCCAACCCUGUCACCAAGCCUCCAGGCAAAGCUCCGUGACAUCAUCGCGGAAUACACCACCAGGGGCUCCGACCGAAAGAUUCCCGGCCUGCAUUGCGCGGGCACUAGAGGGAUAGCGUCCGAGGAACCUAUGUCCGUCGAUACUGUUUUCUGGGUCGCAUCUUUCACGAAGCUGGCGACAUCCGUGGCGUGCAUGCAGCUUGUAGAACAGGGGUUGCUUCAGUUGGAUGAUGCGGACCAGGUGGAGAGCAUUUGCCCUGAGCUGAAGGAUGUGAAAGUCUUGACGCGCACCCCUGAGGGCAAGCUUGAGCUUGUUGACAAGGUUCGGCGGAUAACGCUGCGGAUGCUUCUCAACCACACUGCUGGUUUCGGGUACGCCUUUGAGGAUGAAAAACUCGCCGAGUUUGGCCGACCGGUCGGAGCCGACGACUUCUCGGGCGAGGCAGUUCACAGAAUCAACCGUCCCCUCGUCAAUCAACCAGGCGAAGUAUUCCAGUACGGAAUUUCAAUGGACUGGGUGGGUGUGAUCAUCGAGCGGCUCUCCGGAAAGUCACUAGAGGAAUACUUCCGCGAAAAGAUCUUUGAGCCUCUUGGCAUGCACAGCGUGACCUUUCAUCCAUCGGAAGAGGCAAAGGCGAAUCUAGCAUACAUGAACCGGAGAGCGUCAGAUGGAAAGCUGACGCACACGGAUCAUCUGUAUCAAGAGCCAUUAUUCGCCCGGGGCGAUGUAAAGGUUCCCUGCGCCGGAGGCCAUGGGUGUUUUGGGAAGCCGGCAGAAUUCAUGAGGCUGGUUUCGAUGCUGUUGAACGAUGGACUGGACGCCCCGACUGGAACGCGGUUCCUUAAUCCUUCAACUGUUCGAGAUAUGUUCAAGGAUCAAAUUGCAGAUAAACCGCGGUACAGCAACGUGUGCGUUCCAGUAGCGAAGCCCGAGCUAGCCAAUCCGACGCCUUUGUUUCCUAUGCCGGACGACCACACCGAAGGCUGGGGACUGUCCUUCUCCAUCAGCCAUUUUCCGUCCGACACCGGUCGAGCGGCCGGUGCAGGGUCAUGGGAAGGGUUGGCAAAUCUGUUUUGGUUUGCUGACCGCACAAACAACAUCGGCUGUAUAAUUGCCACCCAGAUUCUUCCUUACGGAGAUCGGCUUGUGCUUGAGUGCUCGGAUCGCAUUGAGACGGAGAUUUACAAGGCAUUACAGCAGGAGGCUGGGAAGAUUUAGGGGUUAAUGCGCUCAUCCCCAGUUUGAGGGCUUGACAGGUAGCAGAGCCAGG